CAGACUGUUCCAGAGCCUUCCGUGACGUCAUGGCGGCGGCGUUCCAGAAAGUUCGCCGCGGCCCCUAUAAAAUCCUCGGCGCUCCAACUUGGAGCGGGUCCUGCGGAGAAGGCGCGUAUGCGAGCGGAAAGCUGAGGCCACCAUGGUGAAGGAAACAGGCUACUAUGAUACCCUGGGAGUGAAGCCAAAUGCCAGCUCAGAUGAGAUAAAACGUGCUUACCGCAAGUUAGCACUGAAGUACCAUCCUGACAAGAAUCCCAGCGAGGGGGAACGGUUUAAGCUCAUAUCCCAGGCUUAUGAAGUUCUGUCAGACCCAAAGAAAAGGGACCUCUAUGACCAGGGUGGGGAGCAAGCUAUUAAAGAAGGAGUCUUAAGUGGCGGCAAUUUCUCUUCACCCAUGGACAUCUUUGACAUGUUCUUUGGUGGUGGAGGCCGAAUGAAUAGAGAGAGAAGAGGUAAGAAUGUUGUCCAUCAGUUGAGUGUCUCCCUUGAAGACUUGUACAACGGAGCCACAAGAAAGCUGGCACUUCAGAAGAAUGUAAUUUGUGACAAGUGCAAAGGCUAUGGUGGAAAGAAAGGUGCUGUAGAAAAGUGUCCUACAUGCAAAGGACGGGGAGUGCAGGUCCUCGUUCAACAGAUUGGGCCUGGCAUGGUGCAGCAAAUUCAGACUGUCUGUCCAGACUGUAAAGGCCAAGGUGAACGAAUAAAUCCCAAAGAUAGAUGUACCACCUGCAGUGGCAACAAAGUGGUUAGAGAGAAAAAGAUAAUAGAAAUACACAUUGAGAAAGGUAUGAAAGAUGGUCAGAAAAUAGUGUUUCAUGGAGAAGGUGACCAAGAACCUGAUUUGGAGCCUGGAGAUGUCAUCAUUGUGCUAGAUCAGAAAGAGCACCCAGUGUUUCAGCGAAGAAGCAAUGACUUAAUUAUGAAAAUGAAAAUUCAACUUACAGAGGCAUUGUGUGGCUUCAAAAAGACAAUUGAUACGCUGGAUGACAGAGUCCUUGUAAUAAAUUCUAAAAAAGGUGAAGUGAUAAAGCAUGGAGAUAUCAAAUGCAUCUUAAAUGAAGGAAUGCCAAUUUACAAGUCUCCAUUGGAGAAAGGUUCCCUAAUCAUUCAGUUCUUGGUUGCGUUCCCAGAGCAUCACUGGCUUUCUAAGGACCAGCUACCUCUGUUAGAAGCUCUGCUUCCUCCACGGGAAGAAGUAAUGAUUUCAGAUGACAUGGAUCAAGUUGAACUUAAUGAAUUUGAUCCAAGAGAGCGGUCUUAUCGUAAUCACAGGGAAGCCUAUGAAGAAGAUGAUGAAGGCCCUAGAACUGGUGUGCAGUGCCAGACAUCUUGAACCUCAGGUGUAAAUGGACUUGUAAUGUGACAUAUUCAAGAAUUAAGCGCAUGGCUUUUGGAAGCCACUUGUCAGGUUCAGCACAAUGUGUUGCUGUAGUAUAUCAUUUUUGUAACUAUUUCGUACUUAAGUUUAUGUGAAAAGUAGCUCUAAGACUUGAGUGUACUGCAGCUUGGCUGAAUAAAGACUUUCAGUUUCUCUAACGAUCCAUAAGUUUGAAGAAGUAUUCAGAUAGAGAAACACUUCUCCAGCACUAGUUACAUAAAACAGCAGUACUAUUUUAGCUUUAAUGGGGCCGUCGUUUAAACCUCUUGUACUGUACAACUGAAGUAUUUCUUCAAAUAAAACAUAAGGACCA
This is a messenger RNA of Rhineura floridana, 1694 nucleotides long. RefSeq names its product DnaJ heat shock protein family (Hsp40) member A4 (gene DNAJA4). The record is from RefSeq and is a predicted model, not a curated record. Gene Ontology annotation, cellular component: cytosol; cytoplasm. NCBI's taxonomy places the organism in Eukaryota, Metazoa, Chordata, Lepidosauria, Squamata, Rhineuridae. Gene Ontology annotation, biological process: response to heat; protein refolding. Bases 143 to 1336 code for a protein of 397 amino acids. Gene Ontology annotation, molecular function: Hsp70 protein binding; ATP binding. The transcript has 8 exons.